Messenger RNA from Calypte anna (Anna's hummingbird), 2576 nucleotides. It is a transcript of the gene IL15, whose product is annotated as interleukin 15. The coding region runs from base 158 to 565 and encodes 135 amino acids. Gene Ontology annotation, biological process: immune response; positive regulation of tyrosine phosphorylation of STAT protein; positive regulation of immune response. Gene Ontology annotation, molecular function: cytokine receptor binding; cytokine activity. The record is from RefSeq and is a predicted model, not a curated record. Lineage: Eukaryota; Metazoa; Chordata; Aves; Apodiformes; Trochilidae. The transcript has 6 exons. Gene Ontology annotation, cellular component: extracellular region.
UGGCCCCUGGCACUGGUGCAAACUUUAUCUGAGUCGCUUCUGUGCCGACUUGCAGCACAGCUGUACUGAGACUUAAAACACAGGAGAAACAUCCUGGUCUGCAAUAUCAGCUGUAUCUUCUGUUGGAGAGCCAUUCUUUUGCCUUUUGAAGAAUGAGAUGAGACUGGUCAUCUUCUUCCUAUGUGCUUAUGCACCAAAGACAGCUGCAGGUCAUUGCAAGUGGGCAGAAGUUCUGAAAGAUUUGGAGCAGAUCAAGGCAUCCAAAGACAUUGAUGUCAGUUUAUAUACUGCAAACACAGAUGAGGAUAAAGAAUGCCAAGAACCUGUAAUAAGAUGCUUUUUCUUAGAGACGAAAGUAAUUCUUCAAGAAUGUCUUAUAAAAAAAUGUAGUAAAACACAGGAUGUAUUCAACAUGUGGAAAAAUGGAAAUGCAAGCUUAGAAAAUAAAAAGUGGAAUUCUACAACAUCAGCAAAAUGCAAAGAAUGUGAAGAGUAUGAAGAAAAAAAUUUUACAGAAUUUAUACAGAGUUUUGAAAAGGUUAUACAGAAGGAAUGCAAACACUGACCAGAAGACACAGCCUGGGAACCAAGACUCUUCCAUGAACAUCCUCAGAGAAAUUAUAUUACAUAAAACAAUAAACUGGAAAGAACACAACUUAGAAUCCUACUUAUAUAGCAUAACACACAAAGAAAGAACAAUAAAAUCCCUGUAAUUCACAAUGUAUUCAUAAUUGAACACAUACAAAUCAUCAUACUUAUAGAAAUGAAAGGAAUUUGACAGGGUUUAAAGCUUCUUCUUUACUUAAAGUGACUGGGUUUUUUUUCUAAGUUCUCUGGAAAAGCAAUCCUGACUAACUUACCAAGAUUUCCAUAGAAUUCUCUAAGAAGACCUCAGAAGGUUAUUUGAAGAGGGAACCUCCUUAAGAAAUUCCAGAUUAACUGAUUCAGGUUUCAUGGAAAAGCUCCCAUUUUGUUAUUAUUAACAUAAUUAAUGUUAAACCAUUUGUCUGUGUCUAUAUUUGUUAUUGGAAAUCUAUCCCUUUACCAUCUGUGCUCCUGGAAGAUCCCAGCUCAACUCUUACUUCUGUUGUUAGGCACGUUUGACAGUUUUCUUGGUAUUUUUUUUUCCUGUUAACAUUCCUUCAAUGCAAUAAGUGUCAAAACUAUAAAUAAUGUUCAUUUUUAUUAAGGUUUUCAGGUAAACAAAAUUACUUUUUAACCGAAGAAUUCAAAGUAAAAAAUGAGACUAUUUUUUCAAGAUUUUUUCCCUUCCUGUUUCUCUUUAGUUCAAUGGUAGCAUAAGGGUAUUAAAAAUUAUCUUUAGUCUUCUCACUGGAAGUUAAUGCUGGUGCUUGAUUCCACUGCCCAAUGACAGAUCAAGCCUUGUUACUUAAUUUUUUAACUCUGACACAGGCACUACCUUAGUUAUUACAAUAAUUACUACAGGCCUUCUAGCAGUUCCCUAAGAUUUCAGUCUAUAUUUCAAACCAAAGUAGCAUUUAUUUCAUUCUCUGCAUAAAGCAAGUGACCAAAUCUCUUCCACACCUAAAAAAAAAAAAAAAAUUCUAUGUGGUAGAAAUAUUUUAUAUGCAGUAGAUUUUGAAACCUUGGUCUCCUUUUGGGGUAAGAACUUUGCAGGCAGAAAUCAUUACUGACCAGUUAUUGGAAAUCAUGUUACUGUAUUUCUAAGACUCAAUGCAGUCAGCUGCUCCCAGGUAGUUCUGAAAUCUUGCAUAGCAUUCUUUCAACUCUUUUUUUAAGAAACUGCUUUCUUUGUGAUUCAUAACCAUGUCAUCCCAACUGCUAUCUAUAAUAAGUAAUUCUUUCCUCCAGGCACCUCCAUUUCUCCAUCUUAAUUUGAUAAAUGGCCAAGUCAUUCAGCUGUCUGCUUGACAAGAAGGAAGUCUCAAUCUCAUUAUGGCAACAAAUACACUGCCUGGGACUCCUUUAUUGUUGGGUUACUCCAAACCAUCAGUCUUCAACACUCUGAUCAGCUAAAUCUCCAGUAAAUUACAAGAGAAAGAACAUAAAUGUGAGCACAGUGGGUGUCAUCUUCUAGGUGACUUAAAGGGUGAUUGGUAAAUUCAUAAGAACACUGAGAUCAGGAUUAAACACUGGCAGAAGUAUUACAGAAAAAAGAAACAAAUUAUUCACCACUGCAAAACAUCAAUGAAAGAAGUGGUUACUGCAUAGGUUGAAGUAAACUGGUCCUACAUUUUAAAUUUUUCCUUAAAGCAAUGGUAUGCACUGAAUGUCACCUGAUGUCACAUGCAUAGACAAGGUAAUACCAAGCUACAACUGUAGGUUUUAAUCAAAGAGAUAAAGGGUUUUCCCUUAUUUCUAGCUUUGAGGGAGCUCGAGACACAGUCCAGCAGUAUUUGUGAUGUAACAAACAGCUACUUUGCUCAGAUAUUAUUCUUUAUCUUACCAAUUGUGAAAAUGACCAGUGGCAAGUAUGUUUGGGAGGAGGAAGGAUUGUGGACAGCCCUGAGGAGAAGGACUUGGGGGUGGUGGUGGACCAUCAGUGGUCCAAAAAAUGGUCAAAAAUGGUCAAACCAGUAUGAGACAUCAAUGUA